GCCUGGACAGUCACAGAGGCCAGCGCACGGCGGCGGCACCUUCCUUCUCGCAUCCCGGUCGCCCGGCCCUCAAGAAGGCAGCGGCGGCCGCAGGCUCUAGCAGGGGAGGCGGCGGAGCAUCGAGCAGAGAAGCGAGGAGGACAGGCAGGAGCGCGCGGCCGGGGCCACGCAUCUCCACACUCGCACAGCAACUCCCGUGCCUUGCACCCCCGAGAUCCGGGCUGGGGGCUCGGAGAGCCUUGGUGAAGCUAGCGGGCUCCAGCUUCGGGACCCCAGCCAGCUCGGUUCAGAGACUCCUGGGCGCUGGUCCCUCGCGGCGGGGUCCCCUCUUCUGCGCUCCGGACGCGCCUCCCGGACAGCCGGGUCCCCGCAGCUAGGACAAAGCCAUGAAGCCGGCGCUGCUGGAAGUGAUGAGGAUGAACAGAAUUUGCCGGAUGGUGCUGGCCACUUGCUUGGGAUCCUUUAUCUUGGUCAUCUUCUAUUUCCAAAGUAUGUUGCACCCAGUCAUGCGGAGGAACCCCUUCGGUGUGGACAUCUGCUGUCGGAAGGGAUCACGAAGUCCCCUGCAGGAGCUCUACAACCCCAUCCAGCUGGAGCUGUCCAACACUGCCAUCCUGCACCAGAUGAGACGGGACCAAGUGACAGACACCUGCCGGGCCAACAGCGCCAUGAGCCGCAAGCGCAGGGUGCUGACCCCCAAUGACCUCAAGCACCUGGUGGUGGAUGAAGACCACGAACUCAUCUACUGCUAUGUGCCCAAGGUGGCGUGUACCAACUGGAAGAGGCUGAUGAUGGUCCUGAGUGGCCGCGGCAAGUACAGCGACCCCAUGGAGAUCCCAGCCAACGAGGCUCACGUGUCGGCCAACCUGAAGACCCUCAAUCAGUACAGCAUCCCCGAGAUCAACCACCGCUUGAAGAGCUACAUGAAGUUCCUGUUCGUGCGGGAGCCCUUCGAGCGGCUGGUGUCUGCCUACCGCAACAAGUUCACGCAGAAGUACAACACCUCCUUCCACAAGCGCUACGGCACCAAGAUCAUCAGGCGCCAGCGGAAGAACGCCACCCAGGAGUCCCUGCGCAAGGGGGAUGACGUCAAGUUCGAGGAGUUCGUGGCCUACCUCAUCGACCCCCACACGCAGCGGGAGGAGCCCUUCAACGAGCACUGGCAGACCGUCUACUCCCUCUGCCACCCCUGCCACAUCCACUAUGACCUCGUGGGUAAGUAUGAGACGCUGGAGGAGGACUCCAAUUACGUGCUGCAGCUGGCAGGGGCGGGCAGCGCCCUGAAGUUCCCCACCUAUGCCAAGUCCACCAGAACCACCGACGAGAUGACCACCGAGUUCUUCCAGAACAUCAGCGCCGAGCACCAGACGCAGCUGUACGAGGUCUACAAACUGGACUUUUUAAUGUUCAAUUACUCAGUGCCAAACUACCUGAAAUUGGAAUGAAGGGGUGUAGGGGUGGUUGGGGAGAGGGAGAGAAUCCUGCUUUUUAAUUUAAGAUUUUUUUAUUUGUCAAAAGAAUUCUAUGGAUAACUGGGUUAUUUUGUAAAUUAAUCUGUCUUUGGGGGGAUGCUGCGAGCGGCAUGGUAGAAUUAUUUAAAUCCUCCGUGGGAAAGGACCGCUGUCUUUGCAGGAGAGCGGGGUGGGUUGUCCCUGUUUUCAGAAGGGGAUCCUGUGACACCGUCUCCACGGUCUCCACUGUCUGUGUCCUGGUGUGGUCCACAAACUGUGUUCCAUAAAGUCUAAUGAAUCUUAUUUAUAGUUAUUUAAAGGUGGUCUCUGUAGAGGUUUCUACAUGAGCAGACUGCUCAUGUCUUUCUAGAAGAGGGUACAGUCUGUGCUUUCCUGGCUAUGGCUCGUUUGGGGGCCUUGAUUGUCUCCCCACUAACCUCCCGUGGAAUCGCAUGGUGACAGCUGCUGGGAUGUGAGGAUGCCACCAUUCAGGAAACCCUGCUUGAAAUAAGUAAAUUGUCCUUGCACUAAGGAACAGGGAUGAGACUGGUUCAAACGGAUUGCUAGCAACCCCAAAGCCCCUGGCAGUAAAGAAAUGCAAAUUGUUUUAACCCAAGGAGAAAGCAGAUGAUAGCAAUUUCUGUUCACCAAAAUUAGCAGUCUAUAAGAAUAGGCUUUUUGUGGACAUUUUUAACCGGCACUUUCCAGUUCUAGUGAAGGCAGAAUAACUGUUGCUUUGAAUUCCAUUAGUAGCUAUUGAGCAUCUACUGUUUUCCAGGCUUGCCUGCAGGUAGAACAUUGAGUGAACCCAGGAGCCUUGGCCCUCAACAAGCUUUAUGUGAACACAGAGCAUGCAGCUCAACAGUGAACCAGCCCCCAUCCUUAUGAUCCUCACGUGGGCUGUAGACUAUUCUCAAGAGGCCCAGAGAGUCCAUGACCAUGGCAAAUUCGCAUUUUUCCAUAGCUCAAAUUUGAAAACCACACAUUUGGAUCAGGCCCAAGUACAUUGCCAGCACAAGAAGUGAAAGAAACCUUUUUGAUCAUGUGUAUCUCCUGCAGUUUCAUGGUAGCAGAAGCUGUAAGCCUCAGUAUUCUCUAGACACAAAGUGGAGGAGUGCUGUGAUUUGAUCAGUGAUGUCUGCCUCGGUAAGGGAAGGGGAACGUUUCUCAAGUGCCUCCUACUGUGAUCUCCAGUCCACAUCUUGCCCUGCCUGCCACUUAAAAGAGUGGAUUGCAUACGCUUGGGGAUUGGUGAAGAUCAGGUGUGAGGGUGGACCAUUGUCCCCACAGGCCCAUGCACACUGUCCCGCGCCCUGCAUUAGCAGAGUGUCCAGGCCCUCCCUUUCCUCCAGAAGGCUGGAAACUUGGUGUUUCCUGGUCCUUGCUGGUCAACACGCAAACCUGUUCUUCAUUUCUAGUUGUUGCUGAUGUUUCUCUGUUGACCUUUGAGCCACAUUCCCAUAACAGCCAGUGUCCGGGUAGGUAGCAGACGCUGUAUAUAAUCGUUCUAAUGAUAGGAGAGGGGGUAGGGUGUAAACUUUGCUUUUAUUGGGGUUUUUGUUUGUUUUGAUGCAGUAUAGAGUGAAGGGGUGAGAAUAUUCUGAAAAACAAAAAAAUGAAUAAUUUAUUCACAGAAACUAUUAAGAUGGUAUUGUCCGGCUCACAGUGAGCCCAGGAGCAGCAUGAGCUGCCGCACUGUCUCACUGAGGAAAUUAUUUUAUUUAAUGUGAGGGAGAUGUGAGCCAAAGCUGGCUGUAGCUAUUUAUAAAACACAGGUACCUUUCCCGCUUUCUCUUUCCUCGCCUUUGAUAGAUAGAUUUAUUACGUGUGUUUGACCAAGAACAGUGACAGACCUUGGCCAUCCCUGGACUAGAGGGGGCGUAUCCUCAAAACCUGGGCCUGCACUGCUGAUGCACGCUCCGCAGAGCACAGGCUCUCCAUAACGUCUGUCGGGAGGGUUUAUGGUCAAACAUCCUUAGAAUACAAAAUCAAGUCAGGUUCCUCUCCACAAGACUUUGCAGAGCCUUGAAUACAUGGUCUGCCUCGUGAGCCUGGGAGAAUGUAUUUUUCUGGGCUGCAUGACCUGGGUGUCUUGUAUGGCAUAUCAUGUCUUAGUUGGCAUUUCACACAGUAGCCUUUGGUGAGGGUGAUCUAGCCUGUCUGAGGUCUGCCAAGGUUGACAGCUGCUCCUAGCUCCCUCCACAAAGAAAUGAGCAGAAACGAGGGCCUGUCUGGGAACUUCAUGAGACAAAUUACGCUUUACCUAAGUAAAUGGCUCCAUCUGCAUACUGCCCAGACAGUGAUCCCGCCCUCCAAGCACAAGGAGGGAGGGAUGCCUAAGAAGGUUUUUUUGGGGAGGGGGCAGGUGGUAUAAGGACACAAAAAUAACCCCACUUCCUGGCCUGAAAGCCCACUCAGUGGGGAUGAUGGCCUCGUGACAAAUGCUUCUCACUUCCACCCACGGUUUGGAACUGUUCACGGCGUGCUUUGGGGUUUUAAAUGGAAACUCAUGUUGAUUUCCAUGUUUUGCAUUUCUGUUUGUCUGUGGUACAGCGCUGUGUGCAGAUGGAAGUUACUCCAUUUCUCUCUAAAGUGAGAAAGAUUGUCCCCUGGGAAAGUAUCAAUAUGCUUCCGGGAUGAGGGACUCUUUGUCUUGUUUAGUGUUCACAUCUUAUUUUCUAGUGACAAUUUGUUAAAAUAUGUAUUGGUUCAACUGUUCUUGCAGAGUGUAGAAAGUAUUCUGUGUCCCUGACUAAAGACAUCCAUUGGUGAAGUGUGCUUGGAAAUCCAAGUGUUUUCUAUAGGAAAGAAAGAACAAAUGUUGAAAAAGCUUUGCCUCACAUGCCUCUCAUGCUUAGGCAGAAAGGGAGCUGCCAGCGUCCCGGCUCCAAGCCACUGUUCAAAGGUGCAGCUGUGCUUUCAGGAGCAGGUACGGUCAGGUAGAGCAUCAAGGACAUGCCUGCUUAGCUUACCCAUCUACUGGAAAAGCCUAGAGGACCAGGCACGGUUCCCUGCUGACAGUCCCUAUAGCCUUCCACGCCCCCAGUGCCUUUCUCAGCUGGUCUGGGACGCAGGGCAGCCCACUGACCAGGUGUCAGACUGGCCUUGCCACCUGGUCCCCACGCAAGCCUUUCUCUGCUGCUUGGCCUGUUCAGUCCCAAGGAGAACUACGAGAACCAGAAACUUCACUCCAGCUGCCCACGCUCCAAGAGCGCUCCUGGAUACCAUGCAAGGGCCUGGGACUCUUAGCUCAUAGGCUAAUGGUGACAUUACUACCCUGCUUUAACUGACAAAACCACACGGGCUUUGCUUGCACACACACACACACACACACACACACACACACACACACACACACACACAAAUUGCCCCAGCCUGUGCUCUCCCGGUGCCUGACCCCCUUGGCCCACCUCUUCGUCAGCAGGACUGACCCCAUCACUCCCCCACGCUCUGCCCACCAGCGUCCCUAGCUUUUCCCCAGCACAGACAGACCCUCUGAGUGGGCAGCAGCUGAACCCUUGGACAGCAGCAGGCAGAUUUCAGCCUGUUCGCUUCAGGUACAGAAGGUGGUGUCCGAGUUCUCUUCUGAGCGUGCUCAGUAAGGCAUAUGGACAUAGAGUUUAGCAAAGCUGUGGACUGUGUGUUUUUUACCUAUUUGUAUGCAGUUGAGGGCCUGUUGAAGAACUCUCUCCCUGCAUCUUAUUAUACUGUUAAAGAAGCUGAAUUCCAUGUUGCCAACAGAUUCGUGAAAUGUUCCCGAACCUUCCUCCAGGAAAAGCCAUUCAAGCUUGAUUAUUUUUCUAAGUAACUUCAAUUAAAUUG
Psammomys obesus (fat sand rat) is the source of this 5273-nucleotide messenger RNA. It is a transcript of the gene Chst11, whose product is annotated as carbohydrate sulfotransferase 11. Gene Ontology annotation, cellular component: membrane. Gene Ontology annotation, molecular function: sulfotransferase activity. The transcript has 3 exons. Lineage: Eukaryota; Metazoa; Chordata; Mammalia; Rodentia; Muridae. Bases 387 to 1445 code for a protein of 352 amino acids. Gene Ontology annotation, biological process: carbohydrate biosynthetic process; proteoglycan biosynthetic process. The record is from RefSeq and is a predicted model, not a curated record.